AUGAAGAUGGAAGUCGAUCAAGAUUCAGUGGCCAGCAAGCAAGAAACUCCUUGGUACAUGGGCAAAGCUGCCAAUCGAGUCAUUUAUUAUCCGCCAGCAAAGUCGGCUCCACACCCUGAUGAUGUGGAAAUGAAGGAGCAGGAAAGUAAGAAACGAAAAAGGAAAGCAGCCAAUAAGAAGGAAAAUGACCCGUGUGGAAAAGGAAGAGUUUCAUCGAUUCAUAUUAGUCUUGAUUUUUAUUAUCACAACUUGAAACUUGAGUCAGCCCGAAAACCAGCCGUCAGUGUGCCGGCGCCUUUUUUACACACUGCUGCUGAUGAACUCGUUCGCCAGGCCGAAAAGCAAAACAAGCCGGUUACAUCUCCUCCAUCAACCGGCAGACCCGUCAAGAUUCCAACCUUCAGCACGCCAUACAUUGGAAGUGUAUUUACUAAAAACAAGAAAGAAGAAGAACAUGAUGGGAUCAAAGGAAUCGACAAGAAACUGGUGGACAUAAUCGAGAAUGAAAUUAUGAACACAAAGAAGAAUAUGUCCUGGGAUGACAUCGCUGGAUUGAAAACAGCCAAAGAGGCCAUCAAUUAUGCUGUUAUAGCACCGAUGAAACGGCCCGAUCUGUUUACGGGCAUUCGAUCAGCCCCCAAGGGGGUUCUUCUUUUUGGACCACCAGGUUGA
Oikopleura dioica is the source of this 672-nucleotide messenger RNA. The record is from the annotation of a GenBank genome assembly. Lineage: Eukaryota; Metazoa; Chordata; Appendicularia; Copelata; Oikopleuridae.